CAACGUGUGGCCACAUACCACGAAACGAUUGCGGAGACGCCAGCAAGAUAGAGGAGGGCAAGCCACUGAACAGGCAAAGGCGACCGACACCGAAUCUCUGUCACCUCUCCUCGUGUUCUCUCUACUUCGGUAGCUAGGGUAGGGUUAUUGACUGCUUCAUCAAUGGCGACAUCGAAGCUACAAGCUCUGUGGAAUCACCCAGCCGGUCCCAAAACCAUUCAUUUUUGGGCACCUACUUUUAAAUGGGGUAUUAGCAUUGCCAAUAUUGCUGACUUCGCUAAACCUCCGGAAAAACUGUCCUACCCUCAGCAAAUAGCGGUCACUUGUACUGGAGUUAUAUGGUCACGCUACAGUACUGUAAUUACACCAAAAAAUUGGAAUCUAUUUAGUGUAAAUGUUGCAAUGGCUGCAACAGGCAUCUACCAACUCAGUCGCAAAAUACAGCACGAUUACUUUUCUGAGGAAGAAGUUGCUGUUGCAAAGGAAUAAUGAUGAAAACCUGCUGCUCUCUUUGGUCCUCCUGUAAUGAAGUCAUUCUGCCUUCUUGCAAGGCUUUGGAUAGUUUAGUUAUGAUUUGAAUAUGGCAAUUGUUGUUGUGCUUUUCAAGCUACAAGUGUUCGCCGUUGCUCAUUUCCCCUUGAAUUAAUAAUUUGCAGCUCAUCACGUCGAUCAAGAUUGUUGUUGUGCUUUUCAAGCUACAAGUGUUCACCGUUGCUCAUUUCCCCUUGAAUUAAUAAUUUGCAGUUUAU
This is a messenger RNA of Populus nigra (black poplar), 749 nucleotides long. RefSeq names its product mitochondrial pyruvate carrier 4. The transcript has 5 exons. The record is from RefSeq and is a predicted model, not a curated record. Bases 163 to 489 code for a protein of 108 amino acids. Gene Ontology annotation, biological process: pyruvate import into mitochondria. NCBI's taxonomy places the organism in Eukaryota, Viridiplantae, Streptophyta, Magnoliopsida, Malpighiales, Salicaceae. Gene Ontology annotation, cellular component: mitochondrial inner membrane.